Molecule: messenger RNA, 774 nt
Organism: Stegodyphus dumicola
Lineage: Eukaryota; Metazoa; Arthropoda; Arachnida; Araneae; Eresidae
Source: RefSeq, a predicted model, not a curated record
AUGCAGGGCAAAGAUUGGGGAUUACGACCCCACAUCCUCAAGACUAUUUACAAGACGGUAGGGAAAAAAAUAGUUUUGUCUGGAGCAGCUAUUUGGGCCCUACCCAUGACUGCGAUGAAACUGAAUUUACUUAAUAGUAUCCAACGACCUUUCGUCCUUGCUAUCACGAAAGCAUACAGGACAAUGGCCACAGCAGCGUCAGCGGUUCUAGCUGGACUUACUCCUCUGCCAAUAACCGCACUACAAGAGGCAACUGUCUCUAAUGUCAUGCUUCUUAGGAAGUCAGCCUCAUUUAGGGGAACUACAUUUGUACCAUCAGACUUUGAGAACAAAAAUUCUCAGCUCAAAGUUCAUCCCGCUAGUUAUGGGUUGGGCAUUCGUGCCCAUACCUCUAUGUCUCAGGAUUUGCGGGUAAGAGACACAGGCGGUGCAAAUACCAUCAGCAUAUUCACUGAUGGCUCAAAAAUCAACGAAGAGGCACGCUGCGCUUUUAUUUCUCAUUAUCAUGAUAAAGUCUUAGAAACGUGGAAAGGAUACCUUGGACUUAAUAGAUCGGUAUUCCAGGCUGAAGCAGUAGCAUUGCGCCAAGCUAUAACAGCAGCUAUGAAGUUUGUUGACCAAGAAGUUUAUAUUUUCUCAGAUAGUCAGUCUGCAAUCUUUGCUCUUCGUACUGUGUAUAGUACCUUGGUAAAAUGUGUAAGUGCUCGUAGCAUGCAGAGCUAUGCUUUGAGCCGCAGGAAGCAUAGUAAUUAUAACUGUAGUACUAUAACUUAA